Zophobas morio is the source of this 5636-nucleotide messenger RNA. RefSeq lists its product as uncharacterized. Bases 42 to 995 code for a protein of 317 amino acids. Gene Ontology annotation, cellular component: extracellular region. The transcript has 5 exons. Lineage: Eukaryota; Metazoa; Arthropoda; Insecta; Coleoptera; Tenebrionidae. The record is from RefSeq and is a predicted model, not a curated record.
UCUUGCAAGCUCUAGCAGCGGGAUGCUGUGCUCUAAGCAGCAUGGAGCUGCCUCGAAUAGCUUCCCAGACCUCCAUUUGUCCUCCCAGCAUCCAGAUGUUGACGGAGUACAGCAAGCCUCGCACUCCUGUCAGCAAGAGAUUGCUAAGUGCUUCCAUCCAACCAGCUGAACCGCAAUUUGCCGUUCUUCCAUCCGCACCAUCCUACCAGCCCAGCCGCAAGCGCGAGGAAGCACGUGCUCUGCAAAACCUGAGGAAGAGAAUGCAAGCGGUCCGAGUCCUACAGGCUAACAAACCGGAACCCAUCGAAGCGACCUGUGCCAAUAAUAACAUUAGUCCUGCCGAUUUAGAUAAUAGAACGUAUCUUCUGCAGAAGAUUUUAAGCAACAGACCUGUGAGCAUGGUGUUGGAUAUUUCUGACCUGACGACCGCUUGGAAGGACAGCGAUUUUAUAACGGAUUGUCUUUGCUGGCAUAAUGUGUAUAGACAAAGGCAUGGAUCUCCGGCUUUGUCUAUGUCGUCUGAGCUCUGCUAUCUUGCACAGACUUGGGCCAACCACCUCGCUCACACCAACCGAUUUUAUUACCGGUACGACAAAGACAUCGGCCAAAAUUUAUUUUGUCGUCCUUCAAACGUUCUGGUAACUGACGUCACAGGACAAGAAGUAGCCACUUACUGGUAUCGUGCCGUUCGUCAGUACGACUUCAAUAAGGAGCCGGACAUUCUGCAUGCAAAUGUUAAUGCAGGCCACUUUACACAGUUAGUAUGGGCAGCUUCUCGUCACUUCGGUGUAGGAAAGGCUCGAUCCAGAUCUGGGAAGAUCGUCGUUGUUGCUCAUUACGCUCCAGCUGGAAACAUUUCUGGAGCUUACCUUGAAAAUGUGCUUCCUCCGUCAGCCGAAUACUUCACGUUGCCUCCGAUUCCACAGAGUCGCUUCAUGGUGCCCAGCGAGAGCUCCACACCGGAUUCAGCCCGGAGCAUCUCCGGAAGCACCUGAUUUUGUGAAGUUAGAUUUAUACAGAGGAGACAUGCUGUAUUUUGAAUUUUUUAUAAUUCGGUUAAUUGUGUCAAAGGGCUAAUGUUGAUAAGCAAGUUGUAAUCGGAAAGUGCGGCGGAUUUCACGUUAAGAAUAGUGCGGUUAUUAUUCUUCGAAGGGAAAUCUGCUGCAACUUCUAAUUACCAGAUUUGCUCAUGAGUGCCUAUUUUCGUAAUUGGUAAUACAUUUUAUAAAGUCAGUAGAUAACGUUGCAGGAAAUUUUCUAAAGUAAUUAUUCCUGGUCGAAAGUUAACGUUUUUUUCUGAUAACAUUACCAUGAUAAUAAAUUGUAUUUACACGAAUUUACAGGUGUUAACAGAGACAACAAUCUGACAAUCAAGUCUUGUAUUAGUUUAUUCUGUACAAAAAUGUUUUUACUUAUUUCCAACGAAUUUCUUUAAAACAAUCUGUAAAUGUCUUGACACAGGUGGUGAAAUCCAUUUUCGAUAAUGUUGGAAACAAUCCCAAGAAACGCUAAAUACGUAUUUAAUAAAUGAAGCUUUUAUAGCUUUAGACUGUUCUAUGCUUAUGAGUAAUUUUAAUGUAGACGUUGUAGUGAAAUUUGUUUUGUGACUCAUUUUUACAAAUGAUAAUUUUAAUUGCAUUUUUAAGAUGUCGUUCAAACUAAGAAGGUUCUAAAAUACAUAACACAAAGCGGUCUAAAUAUGUGGUCUAACAUUAAUAAUGUUUUUUAAACCCAAGGCCGUAUUGUAUUAAUGCACAAAAAUCUUUCCGUGAUAACAAGAUUACAAAACAGGAGGUAACUGCUACCUAGUAAAUUUCUCAUUUUUUUCCCGAUAAACAGACAAUAUGUUUAAGAGUGUAAAAUAAUGAGGAAAAUAAAAAGUAAGGACAUGUCAGAACAACGUUCGAAUAAAAGUGUUCAUACAGCUUACAAUAAAAAAAAUUAAUUGUUUGUAUUCCACAACUGAGAAUACUAAUUCUCAUGUUAUAAACGUUAUAAAAAGUCACUUCUAUUCGUCAGAAAUGAAAUAAUAUAAUUACAAAUGAAGGGACGAAAGUAGGUCUUAGUGAAUUUGUAUUUGUAGCUGGCAAUUAUUUAGUCACUUUUUCCUUUUGUAAAAUAUACACACAGACAAUAGGGUUGUUCCUAAAAACUACUCAUACAGUUAUAACAUGAUAACUUCGCCUAGAAAGAUUUAUAAACUCUCUUUGAAAUUAUAGUUCAUGUUAUAAAUUUUGAGGUUUUUGCUUUAUAUGUAAUUUUGAAACGCACUGGAUUUGUUUCAUAUCUUUUAAACAUGCGUUGGAUUAUUGUUAGUUCAGCCAUAAAAGAUUUUUCAGUCAAUCCAUCUCAAAUUUUUAAAAAGUAUUGAAUAAAAAUUUUUAAUAUUUAAAGAAGUAUUUGUGGUCUAAUAUAGUGUGUAUUUUUAUCGUCAACAUACUGUUCACUAUACUUUUUAGUUAUUGAAGUUUCGCCAACACCGCUGCUAACUUAAGUUUGAUUAGGUCUCUUUGUUGUUUUUUGACACAACGUAAAAGUUAAAAAAAUACAUUAUGAUCUGAGAAAUAACUGUCGUUUGAUAUAUGAUUUAUGUAUAUGUAUUAAACUUCGGCUAAAAAUAUUUACAUUUUACAACUGUAAACAUAUUACAGCGGAUCCCUCAUAAAAUUCAGUAAAUACAAGUAAUAGUCCGUCACAUAAACAGCAAAAUAGACCACGUGCCGUAUUGAAAUAAUUUUUAUUUGUUACUCUUAUAAUAGAUAUGUGAAGGUCUUGGCCAGGCAAGCGGAUUUACUGCGUAUAACCAGACUAUUUCUUGAGCCAAACUCGUAUAUGUAUUUACCAACAAGUUGACAAAAUAAUUCAGUUUGUUAAAAUUUUCAAAAAUGAAAGUAAAUGUCAAAUGACUAUGACAUCUUUUUUAUUAUCAUUAGUGAAAGUGUAUGUACUAGAAGAAAAAUAUAACUUUAAAUUAAGGCUAAUCAAGUUUCGAGGUUUCUUUCUUUACAGGAACAAGAUGCCAAUAAUAGCAGUGACCACAAAACAUUUCAAAAAUAGAUAUUUUAAUAUGUUGACAAUAAAAACCACAAAUAAGUUUGACGACAACACAUUCUUCUUACUUGGGCAAGUCAUACUUCACGAGAAUAAUAAAUCGGAUGUCACAAAUAUCGAAUGAAAACAAUACUAAAUUUUUGUUUGUCUGAAUGGAAUAUUAUGUGAUUUUCAAAAUGAAAUAAUUAAAUUAGUCAAAAUUUAUAUGUAUUAAUAAUAAACACAUAACAAGUUGAACCACUUUAAAAUAUAACAUAAAUUUAAAUUGUAGGCUUUGAACCUAAAAUCUUUGAUGAAAAUAUUAAAAAGUAAACAACUAGAAGUUUUAGCUAGCACUUUUAAUUUUUUCGAUAAACCCUAGUGUCUACUAUGUACAAUGUUUUUUUUUUGUCAUACAUAUAUUUUUUUCUCAAAUUUUGUGUUAGGUACAAUAAAACAAACAAACAAAAGCUUUACUGCUAAUGUAAUUUGUCGAGCUUUUAUUAUGUCACUUAAAUAACCUCUUCGACUUUGCUGUUAAAUCUUGUUGCAUAUUUGCUCCUAUACUUCUUUCAACUUCAUAUGUUAAUUUUGCUUGUUCUAAUUGUUCUAUAAUCGAUUUUGUGUAUACGUGAAGGUACUUGCGUGACUAAUUAUCAUAACUUAACAAAUAAAAUAACUUUAAAACACCUUAUAAAACUUUUCGAUUAUUUCAGUCAUUAAAAACGAAGAUUGAAAAAGCGAACAUAAGAUUAGUGCCGAUACUUGAUGGGUGCCAAAUAAAUAACAUAAUGCUAAAAAAAUCGAACAUUUUUAACUAAACCUUUUUAAUUAUUAUGCUAUAAUGUCAGUCAUUAUUUUAACAAUUUAAUAAUUAGGUACCUAUAUUUUUAAAAAUAAGCUAACUUUUUAUCGAAAGCUCAAAGCUCUAUUGCUGUGCAUAAUCAACUUAAUCAAAGAACAAUCUGAAGUUUUUAUCGAUUGAGAACAAUCAGAGCUAAUUGAAUACGUCCAAAUUUAGAAGAAUCUUAGAUAGAUGCCAUUUAGAACGUAGAAGUAUUGUAGAUUUUACUACUUUUUGCACUUCUUGUAUACUAUCUAAAACUCUUGCACGCGCAGCACUUAUCUGCAUAGCACGAAGCAAAUGCAUUUAACCUAAUGAACUUCGGACUGUACCUAACAAUCUCAUAAAUAAUAAUAAAAACAAAUCUGGAAGACAUGGUUGGAACAAAAGCACUUGGUAAACAUUGAUUGCGUUUAUAAUUAUGUUUUUUAUUGAAAAUAAAUAACGGCCAUAUUUCGAAAACAUCGUCGCGUUGCUACGUACAUAUCAUUUAAAUGGAUUAUAAUUAUUAUGAGUGUUCUUAGCGUUAUGAAAUUGUGGGUGUUUAGUAUACAAAUAUCACUUAUUUUUGGAGGUUUCUGUGAUUUUGUACAAUCAAAAUAUUUUGCUCUCUGUAAUAGGUGGUGUAUAUAGUUAGGAAAGUUAUGAUACUCAUUUGACUGUACUUAUAGUUAUGUGGCAAUCAGUGUUGCUCAUAAUCAAAGAAGAUCCCCUCCCUAAGCAUGUGCCUAACAAAAUAUUGCUUUGCUGUAAAAAUAAGGUUGUGAAUAUAGCUUUAGACGUUAGAUGUUGCGACAUUCACAUAAUAUGGCAAAAGAGCAUUCUGAUAAUUAUUAUUAACAGUGUAAAUUUCUUUAUUUUUACUCUUAUCAUUCAAAAAGUACACCACAAAUACAUAGAAAGUGCUUAAAUUUUUUUAUUGUUACUACUACACCUAAAAACUGCUGAAAGCUUAUAAUAUGUUGCGCGAUAUAACAAAUAAUUAUAAGAGAAUAACUGCAAACAGACAACGUAUGUACACUAUAGAUUGCCUUUUAUGUGAAUAUAAUAGCAAUAUACCUGAAUGUUACCUAUUCGUUUGUAAAAAAUUACAAGUAGUACAUUGUAUCAAACUGUAGGCUGUGAAUGAUGUAAAAUGUUGUUAUUCGUUACAAGUAAUCGUAAAAAUAGUAUGUUAUUGUAAGGUAUUACGUAACGUAGACAGCAUAAUUUUAUAAAAUUACUUUGUAGUAAUGUUAAUGUUGUUAACUGAACAUGUGCAAGUCCCGACAGGCAAAUUUACACAAACUGUGACAAUUUGCUGUUUUUAUUUUAAUAAUGUUAAUAGAUUUUUGUAGUGUAAAACACAAAUGUAAACAUGAAAGUAGCAGUAAAGUAAAAAAAUUAGUGCCAUAUUUACAUCUGAACUACAAAAAAUUUAAAAAAUAACCUGGGAAAUUAAUCAUGACGUGGAAAACUACAAAAUCAAUCGAUCAUACAAUACAGUCAUUCGAGUAAUUUUCAUUAAAUUCGUCUGCAUAUCCAAAACUUUCCCAGGAUAACAAUAUAGUACCUAACAAACUGUUAUAGUUUUCACGUAUUUAUUUUCUCAGAUUUAAAUCCAAUAAAUCCAAAUCAUGAUUCAAAACAACUGUUGUGGCUUGCAUGGUAUACCUAGGUACUACUUUAACACCAACAUUAUUAAUACGUUAUAUUAUACAUACCUAAAAUAACUGUUGGCGUUGUUAAUGUAAAUGCUGUGUUUGUUGUUAAUAAACAAAUU